Thrips palmi is the source of this 3157-nucleotide messenger RNA. RefSeq names its product xenotropic and polytropic retrovirus receptor 1-like. Gene Ontology annotation, biological process: phosphate ion transport; cellular response to phosphate starvation. Gene Ontology annotation, molecular function: inositol hexakisphosphate binding. Bases 150 to 2261 code for a protein of 703 amino acids. The record is from RefSeq and is a predicted model, not a curated record. Gene Ontology annotation, cellular component: Golgi apparatus; plasma membrane; cytoplasm. The transcript has 11 exons. Lineage: Eukaryota; Metazoa; Arthropoda; Insecta; Thysanoptera; Thripidae.
CAAUAAACAGCUGGUGUCGUCUGCUGCCAUCGUCUGCUGGGACGAUGUGCGAUUAUGAAGCUUGUGUACAUAGAGCCAUGGUCUAUCGGAGGUUUUCAAAACGCAUAGGACUAUUGACACAUUAAGGGGAGGCCACGGUCUGACCGAAAAUGAAGUUCGCCGAGCACCUCGGGGCGCACAUAACGCCCGAGUGGCGCAAGCAGUACAUAAACUACGAGGAGAUGAAGGCCAUGCUGUACAUCGCCGUGGAGCAAGCACCCUCCGCGGAGGUGGUGGAGCCUGCCGUCCUCCGCGCAUACUUCUCCCAAUUUGACGAGAAAUUCUUCCACUACUGCGACAAGGAACUCGCCAAGAUCAACACCUUCUUCUCAGAGAAGCUGGCCGAGGCGCAGCGGAAACACAGCGCGCUCCGCAGCGAGAUGCUGGAGGCCCAGACGGCGGAGGGCGAGGGCGGCGCGUCGGCCGGGGGCUGGAGCGCGCGCUACCGCUACCACCUCAAGCACGGGCCCCUGCGGCGCGCGCCCGUGCGCAAAGUGCAGGACCUCAAGCUGGCCUUCUCCGAGUUCUAUCUCGGACUCAUCCUGCUGCAGAACUACCAGAACCUCAACUUCACAGGCUUCAGGAAGAUCCUCAAGAAGCACGACAAAUUGCUGUCCGUGGAGGUCGGGGCGCGCUGGCGGCGUGACGUGGUGGAGGCGAGCCACUUCUACACCAACAAGGACAUCGGGCGGCUGAUCGCCGAGACGGAGGCCGCCGUCACGCAGAACCUGGAGGGCGGCGACAGGCAGCGCGCCAUGAAGCGGCUGCGCGUGCCGCCGCUCAACGAGCAGCAGAGCCCCUGGACCACGUUCCGCCUCGGCCUGUUCCUGGGCUCCUUCGCCGUGCUCUUCAUCGCCGUCGUCUUCGCCGCCGUGUCGAGCUCCGGGUCCACGGACUGGCGCAUCGUGUUCCGGCUGUACCGCGGCCCGCUGCUCGUCAUCCAGUUCAUCUUCCUGCUGGGCAUCAACGUCUACGGCUGGCGGUCGUCCGGCGUAAACCACGUGCUCAUCUUCGAGAUGGACCCGCGCCACCAUCUGUCCGAGCAACACAUCAUGGAGCUGGCGGCCAUCUUCGGCGUGGUGUGGGCGCUCAGCGUGCUGGUGUUUCUGUACAGCGACGCGCUGGGGGUCCCGCCCUUCGUCAGCCCCCUGCUGCUGCUGCUGGUCAUGAUGGGCUUCCUGUUCAACCCGACGCGCACGCUGCGCCACGAGGCGCGCUUCUGGAUGAUCCGCAUCAUGUUCCGCGCGCUGUCGGCGCCCUUCUUCUUCGUCAACUUCGCCGACUUCUGGAUGGCCGACCAGCUCAACAGCCUCGUGCCCGCGCUCAUCGACUUCCAGUACACCAUCUGCUUCUACAUCACCAACAACAGCCUGACCAUGGCGUCGGAUGGUGAGUGCCUUCAGCAUUUCUCGGUUACUGUUUUGCAAUGUUGUUCUGACGGGCCCUGUGCUGCCGUCACCGCAGACGCCAAGCAGUGCGUGGAGCGCGCGUGGUUCCGGCCGGUCAUGGCCGUGCUGCCCGCCUGGCUCCGCUUCGCACAGUGCCUGCGCCGCUACCGCGACACCCGGGAGGCCAACCCGCACCUCGCCAACGCCGUCAAGUACUCGACGGUGUUCGUCGUCAUCAUCUUCACCUCGCUGGCCACCCACUACGAAGGCAACUAUGAACACCAGUACCAGAAUCCGUACUUUUACCUGUGGAUCCUGUCGAGCGUGUGCAGCUCCCUGUUCGCCUACAUCUGGGACAUCCGCCUGGACUGGGGGCUGUUCGACAAGAACGCGGGCAACAACAAGUUCCUCCGCGAAGAGAUCGUCUACUCGUCCGUGUGGUACUACUACUUCGGCAUCGUGGAGGACCUGCUGCUGCGGUUCGGCUGGGUCUUCUCGCUGUCCUUGUCGGAGCUGGGCUACGUGCACGGCGAGCUUAUGGUCACCAUCCUGUCGCCGCUGGAGGUGUUCCGGCGCUUCGUGUGGAACUUCUUCCGACUGGAGAACGAGCACCUCAACAACUGCGGCAAGUUCCGCGCCGUGCGCGACAUCUCGGUGGCGCCCAUGGAGACGUCGGACCAGGGCCUCAUCCUGCGCAUGAUGGACGAGGAGGACGGCGUGCUGAACCGCAACAAGCGCAAGGCGGUGGGCAGCACCACGGCCAGCACCAAGCGCCGCCACCGCAACCUGCUGGAGGACGAGUCCACCGACACGGAGCAGGGGCUGCUGCGGUGAAGUGCCGUCCCGUACCGUCCCGGACCGUCCCGGACGACGCCUAGGGGCGUGGACCGCUAGGUGUCGCAUUUUCAUUUCUCCAUUUUUGUUUUUGUCUUUUUUUUACGGCGGAGCUGGGCCGCGGUUUCCUACACUGUUCGUAGUUUGUGUCUGUUUUUUUUUCUGUCGCGUCCUUUUUUGUGUAGCCCCGAUAAGUCCCCCCCCCUCCCCCACUUCCACUCCUCCCGCCUUGAUUCCUGGACGUCCUGGGCCGACAGCACUAGUCGCCUCGACGCCCCCCUACCUCUCUCCUCACUUCCCCUAACUGACUGUGAUUUAGAUUUUACGACUUGUUUUUAAUGUUGUUUAUGUUAAUAAUUCUUGAGCUUGGUUUUGAGGUACUGACCUAUGCGGCAAUUUGUGCUGGCGUAUUUGGGCACAUUUGCUUGCUUCCUUACUGAAGCUACUCUCGCUGUGAAAGUCUAGUCUUGUCAACGUUUAUUUUUAAAAAACAAUGUCAAUUUGAUGCGCAAAUCUAAAAAAAAACAAACUAAAACAAACUAAAAAACUAUCAUGUAGGUGUAGGAAGAACCACUUGAUUAUUUUUCUCCCUUGGUGGCAUCAUCUCCUCAUCGAGCUGAUCACUGACUUGGUUGUACAAAUGUGCGGGCGCUGCCUUCUGAGUCUUCCCUCUCUCUGCGUUUAGAAACACCAAGGUUGUGAGCUUGGCAGCGUGACGGUGAACCGAGACUUAUCUCAUGUGAUUAAGUACCUGCGACCUCGUUUUUAUUGCUGGUCAAUUCUCGUUGUUGUGACAGUUGCUAAUUUAUUGUUCUUGUUGGAGUGUUUGUAUUGUUGUUGUUCUUGUUGCUGGCCAUCAAUAAUUUCUUGUCGCAAUAAAAUGAUUGAAACUUACA